CAUCUUAAUCUUAACCACAAAACCAAUCAAUUAUUCAAUUUUUCCAAAGCUUAAUUGUUGUUAAAUUACUCACAACACUAAAUCAUCGUCACCAUUGGAUAAUAAUAAUAUCAUAAUAUCAUAAUAAUUAAAUUCUAAUAAUAGUAGUUGUAAUUUCAAUUUUUUUCUUGUUUCUUUUUACUUUGUUUCUUUUUUUUGGUGUUAAUUGUGCCAAUUGUCCUGCGAGUAAAUUAAUUGAUUAAUCGUAAUUGUGACCAGUGAUUUAAAUAUGUUGACAAAUUAUUAUUAUUAUUUAAAGUGAAUUAAUUUGUUACAUUUGUUUACAUUUACACAAUUGGAUUUGUUUAUAUUGACAAGUUUUACCAUCAUCUUUAAAUGGGAGUUAAUUGUUGCUCACUUAAAUCAUGGACAACGAUAACAGUCAUCUAUUCAAUUGUAAACUAUAUCAUCUUCACUGGGUUUGAUUUUCUCAUUCUACUCAGUAUUGUAUCACCAUCAACCCUGUUAAUUGGUGAUAAUCAAUGGCAACAAUUUAUCGAAAGUUUCCCCAAGAUUGAUAACUAUUCAAUUAUUAUCGGGAUUAUCCUAAUCCGGUUAAUCCUACGACUGUUUAUCGUAAUCGCGGUUCCUAUUCUUUCAAUAGGAAAUCGAAGUGAUCGACGUAAAUAUCUAAUUCCAUGGGAAUUAAUUGUAUCCAUUUAUAUUGCUGCUCUAAUUGCCAGUUCAGUUUAUUUUCUAAUUGUUGAGAAUAAGAAUGGGUUAAUCAGUGAAUUCCCCAAGUGGAUUAGCGCUAAUUUAGUUCAACUUGAUGUAGAUACGAGUGUUCAAUGGGCUCGAUUUACGAUAUUUCUAAAUCUCUCCGAUGGUGGACCUUUAAUUGUUAUCUGGUUAAUCUUAUUAUGUUUGGUUCACCUUCGAAGUGUUCAAAUACGUUUCGAGAAAAGUCAACUUCGUCGAUUAGGCCAAUGGGACACAAAUAUAUUAACCUAUCGAAUACCUCGAGCUCGUCUUAAUUCAAUGGAUGGACAUCCAAUGGAUUCAACAUUGGAAUUACGAUCAUCUCGUAUUCCCGUUUAUCCAAAUAUCGCUAAUCCAAAUGUAACUGAUUCUCACGCACCUUUUUAUGAUAAUCAAGCCUUCAAAUAUUAACACGAAAUUAUUAUAAUUUAAAAAAAAACCAAAAACAAAAAACAAAAGUUAGAAUUGAAUUUUAACUUAAAAACAAUCGUUCAUCUUGUCAACUGAAUUUAAUUCAUGGUCGUUCAUGUAAAUCAGAAUCAAAGGAAAAAAAUAACAAUGAACAAAACUAA
Messenger RNA from Panonychus citri (citrus red mite), 1310 nucleotides. RefSeq lists its product as uncharacterized. The transcript has 3 exons. The record is from RefSeq and is a predicted model, not a curated record. NCBI's taxonomy places the organism in Eukaryota, Metazoa, Arthropoda, Arachnida, Trombidiformes, Tetranychidae. The coding region runs from base 376 to 1149 and encodes 257 amino acids.